UUACAAGGCCCUAAAUACAAGUUAUUAUGUAUUUCGCAGACGCUCACACGAUAUUCGCAUGUUGGUUUCAAGUUUGAGUUAUUACUUAUUAUUGUGAUAGUUAUAAUUAGGAGAGCUGCUUGCUUUGCUUACGCUCAUGGACUGGCAGUGGUCAACCCCUGCUGAGGGCAGCAUUUCCUGCCCCCUGUGUCACCAGCCUGGCUGCUUCCCAUCUGCAGAGCGGCUACUGCACGCUCUGCGGGCGCUGGCCAGUGGGCCAUCCUGCUGUGGUAUCUGCGGCACUCAGCUGGCCGACCUGCCGUCCUACCUGCAGCACCUGGCCAGGCAUCUGUCCCCGGCACUACAUACCGCUCCCCGGCCUGCCGCGGACCGGAGCUCGGCGCCUGUCAGCCCGUCCGCCGCCCUCUCCUGUCCGCACUGCUCCCGAACCUUCAAAACGGCCCGCGGCCGCACCAGUCACAUGCGCGCCAAGCACGCUUCGGAGACCGAACCGGCCGCUGAGGGCUCACCGGCCGGCGGCCCGCUGAGGUCGGCUCCGUCGCUAGUACCGACGGAUCCGCGUGGGGGCCUGCCGAGGGGUGCGGUGUCAGUGACGGCCGGCCGCCCACCGCAGGCGGCAGGCUCUUCCAGCCGUCUGCAGGGCACCGUGGCCGAUCGGAGCAGCCUGGGUCCGACACUCGGCGCCGUCACUAGCUUACUUCCGCCGCCACCGACCACAGCUGCCGUCGGACCGCUGCAGCCACCAACCACAGCUACCGUCGGACCGCUGCAGUCACAGAUCUCAGCUACUGUCGGGUCACUGCAGCCACCGAUCACAGCUGCCGUCGGACCGCUGCAGCCACCGAUCACAGCUGCCGUCGGACCGCUGCAGCCACCGAUCUCAGCUGCCGUCGGACCGCUGCAGCCACCGAUCACAGCUGCCGUCGGACUCAUAGCUCUGAUGAACGAUACCGGUGGGCCUCCGCAGCCAUUCACUGUCCCCACCGGACCUUCAGCAUCCUCACGGCUGACCACCGUCACCAGCGGGCUCCAUCUCACUCUGAGCUGCACCACCAGCAGACCCGUGCCGCCCCCGACUGCCGCCGCCGGUGGUCUCCUGUCCCCUGGUGCCGGUACCAGAGGUCUCCUGUCCCCUGGUACCGGUACCAGGGGUCUCCUGUCCCCUGGUGCCGCCGGUACCAGAGGUCUCCUGUCCCCUGGUACCGGUACCAGAGGCCUCCUGUCCCCUGGUGCCGCCGGUACCAGUGGCCUCCUGUCUCCGGGUGCCGCCGGUACCAGUGGUCUCCUGUCCCCUGGUGCCGCCGGAACCAGCGGCGCCGUGUCGCCGCCGGCGCUGCAGCUGGCUCGCCGCGGGGACGGCAGUCGCCGGCUGCGGCGGCUGCUGCAGGCCUCGCACGCCUGCCAGGACUGCGGCCGGGUGUUCCGGCUGCGGCCCGGCCUGGCGGCGCACCGGCGCCUGGCGCACGGUGACGGCGCGUGCGAGCAGUGCGCCGUGUGUCAGCGCCGCUUCACCAGCGGCCGCCGCCUGCAGAGACACCUGGCGGCCGCGCACGGACUCACCGGCACGGAUCAUGCUCCAUCCACUGACGACAAAACGAAGGAGAGCUCGGCACACGAGUGUCCCACCUGCAAGAAGACGUUCACUACCGCGCAGUUUCUCAAGAAGCAUAUGAAACUCCACACCGGUGAGACGCCGUACGUGUGUGAGGUGUGCGGCCGGGCCUUCUCGCUGCAGCAGUCCUACCACAAGCACCAGCAGUACCACACGGCCGUGCGGCCCUACACGUGCCCCCAGUGCGGCCGCGCCUUCCGCGAGUCGGCCACGCUGCAGAACCACAUGCGGAUCCACUCCGGGGAGAAGCCGUGGACGUGCGAGACCUGUGGGAAGUCGUUCCGUCAGCGCAUAACGUACGUGGUGCACCGCCGGAUCCACACGGGCGCGCUGCCCUACACCUGCGAGCUGUGCCACAGCGGGUUCAGAUACAAGCUGAACGCGUGUGGAGGCUGAGCGACCGGGAGCGGUACAGGUGAGUCUUCGCGCUCACAAGUGCACCCAGGGUGAGCCGGUUCGGGACGGCGCCGGUCCGUCGGACUCCGGUCAGCAGCCCCCGCCGGCCGCCGGCCCAUCGAGUCCCCUCGCCAUCGCCGGUCCAUCGGGAGACGGCGUG
Molecule: messenger RNA, 2168 nt
Organism: Amphibalanus amphitrite
Lineage: Eukaryota; Metazoa; Arthropoda; Thecostraca; Balanomorpha; Balanidae
Product: zinc finger and BTB domain-containing protein 16-like
Exons: 7
Coding region: 137-2008 (623 amino acids)
Biological process (GO): regulation of transcription by RNA polymerase II
Cellular component (GO): nucleus
Molecular function (GO): DNA-binding transcription factor activity, RNA polymerase II-specific; RNA polymerase II transcription regulatory region sequence-specific DNA binding
Source: RefSeq, a predicted model, not a curated record